UGGACGCAAUAUUGCGCUCGGUGCACUGACAAGUGUUCUUGAGAGGAGAUUGUCUCGCAGAAUACUGUGAGUAUAAACCCCCUCAAGCACCAGACAUGAACUGGGCCUUCCCAGAACCCGUCCGGGAACAGGUGCACCCACGGCCGUGACCCCGGGCUGCCGACCCCCAGAAAAAGCUAGGAAAAACCAACGACGGGGUGAAACAAAGCGCCAGCGUUGACGCCGCCCCCCAGUCAACCAGGCAGGAUGCGGUUCUUUCGUCGGCGCUCCCCAGACCCUCCCGAGCUCGUGCGCCUCUGGCGGCUACCGCCGGAAACCUCCGGUGUAACGUCGGUCGCUCCACCAGGUCCGCAAGGACAGGCGUCGACGGUGGCGCCGCCGCUACCGCCGCCGCACCGGCAGGCGAGAGCCGGCGGAACUAGUGCGCGUGAAGACGCUAUGGCGCUCAGUUCGGAAGUUCGCGCUGGGCUACUCUUGGAUGCGCCGGUGCGACGUUUCAACGACGUUUCGGCUGGAAUGACGACGGCUAGUCCGACGACAACGAAGCUCAAGAGGGGUUUCCCAUUCUCGCGGGUGGGACGCAAGACUUGCGUGGGACCGCACAAGUACUCACUGCCCCAAGUGACAGUGCCAUGCUCCAUUGACGAAGGUCGUCCGAGCCUGGACUGGCCCUCUCAGCGCCUUACCGCCUUCACAGUGCCCGUGGUCCCGCCGAGGAUAUCUGUGCCUGACACUCUGUGCAGGGAAACUUCUCGCAGUGUGGAGUGCCUUCAGGAUGCACCCUUGGAAGAGGACGGUGACGAUGACAGAAAAAUGGCGCCCUCCGUGUCACGCCUUCGAGGAAUGUACAGGAGUAGGUCUACCUCAGCCCUUCUCAUCGAUGCAGCCCUGGAAAGGGAUUCUUGCACAGAGGACGUGGUGUCUACGCCUUCUGGAGACUGCUGUUCCGACUGCUGCAGGGCUACCGCCAACGGUUCCGAGGACCUGGAGCGCCUGGAGGCAGAGGUGCCCAAGCCCCCCGGUUCUUCGGCGGGACUGGGCUCCGUGCUGGAGGCCGAGCUGGCGCGGCAGGCCGGUGCCGACACGGCCAGCCUGGCCAGCUCGACGCAGCACCGCUCGGAUGAGUCCGGCUACGAGAGCGACGGCACCAAGAACGGGGGCGACGACAGCCCCGCCGAGGAGAUCGUAGGGGCGCUGCCGCCACCCCCGUGUCCCCCGCCGGCCCCCGCCGUACCACCCCGGCCGCUGCGCAGCUCGGCCCCCGAGGGCUCCAACGUGCAGCGUCUGGCGGCCGCGAUUCUCCAGCGCAUCUCGCUCCAGGCGGCGACGGCAACGCCACAUUUGUCCAGGAGCUCAGAAGGUGGCAGGUCCGACAACAGCCACGUCAGGUCCGAGUCCAACAAGAGCCACUCUUCCACGCCAUCCUACGACUCCAAGAGCCUGCGCUGCAAGACGCAGUCCCUCUUCUCGGUGCUCCGCCGUGACAGCACGAGCAGUUCCUCCUCUGCCAAGGAUGCCGAGUCCUCCGCGUCAGCGUCGCCUCGCCCGGAGCGCCGGAGCUCUAACCCCACCUCCAAGCUGGAACAGUUCCGUGCAUGGACCCUGGACCGCAAGCUCUUGCGGAAUCGGUGGAAGAAGGGCUCUGAGCCGCGCAACCGCAGCAGCCUCUUCGAGUCGCCGCUGCUCGGACGCUCGGCCGAAGACGGGGACGAGCCCCGGCUCAAGAGCGCGUCCUCGUGGUCGAGCGUCCAGUGCCUCGACAUACUCUCGGGAGACGAAAUGGAGAUGGGCGCGAGGGCCGCGAGUGCCAUUGAUGUGCGUCGUCGUGUGUGGCUUGAGGCGCAGCUGGAGGGACAGCGGGUGGCUGCGGAGCAGAGGGCCCCCGUGGGGUCUCGGGUGCUCAGCGUGCAGUUGGCCAAAGAUGCCAGAGGGGAGCUGGGAGUCUACAUCAAGGGGAAGUACAGCCCCGAUCGAGGCGUGCUCGGGUACGUCGUGGCAGAUCUGGAGGAAGAUGGUCCAGCCGCGAGGAGUGGCCAGUUGCGGAGAGGUGAUGAACUGCUCGUCAUUAACGGUCACCAGGUGCAAGGAGUGGAGAUUGAGGAAGCUCGCCGUCUCCUUCGCACACCUGACCAAAUCGUCUACCUCUUAGUGGCCAGAUUGGAGCAGCAGGGCAGUGAGGAAGUGUUCCUGCCACCUACGGAGGAGCAGACUCCCAUCGCCCGCAAGCCAGAGGUGCACAGGGUUCCUGCCGAGCGGAGAGCCAGCAUCUCGCACCCUGGAGCUGCCGCAAAUUACAACUGUAUCCCUGAGGUCCCUGAAGAUGCCGAUAGAGAUGGCCAGCAGUCACACCACCAGCAGUACAGUAGCGGGGUGCUGUGCACGCUGCCGCGGCGCCCGCACCGCAGUUCGGCCCAGACGGACUUUGAGGUGGUGACGUUUGUGAAGGGCCCCGGCCGCAAGGCGCUGGGCUUCAGCGUGGUUGGCGGCAGGGACUCCCCCAAAGGCGCCCUGGGCAUCUACGUCAAGAGCAUCUUCCCGGGGGGACAGGCCGCCGAGUCUGGGCAUCUGCGUGAGGGGGACGAGCUUAUCAUGCUCAACGGGGAGCCCUUCGAGGGGCUGUCGCACGCAGAGGCCAUUGCGGCCUUCAAGAAGGUCAAGCAGGGAGAGGUGGUGCUGCGUGUGGCGAGGAGGAACAAUGGCACACAGAAGAUUGGUCAAGUUUCCAAGUCCUGCUGUAACCUGGAUAGCAUGACCUAAAUGCAAGAAGCAACCAAGGCAUCACAGAAAAGCAACAUAGGAGUCUCAAAAUCUAGUCCCUGUCAAACAUGUGCGUGUGUAACACUUCACAAUGUCUCAGACUUGACUUGUGUAAAGUUGUAUAUUUUCAUAAUUGAUCACAUUGUGCCUUUUGUGUUCCUUUUGUACCCAGAGUGUAUAUGAAAAUAUAGUUUUUCUUGCCCCUUU
This is a messenger RNA of Ixodes scapularis (black-legged tick), 2964 nucleotides long. RefSeq lists its product as uncharacterized. Bases 247 to 2757 code for a protein of 836 amino acids. The record is from RefSeq and is a predicted model, not a curated record. Lineage: Eukaryota; Metazoa; Arthropoda; Arachnida; Ixodida; Ixodidae. Gene Ontology annotation, molecular function: protein binding. The transcript has 9 exons.